AUGGACAAGAAGGAGAAGACUGAGUCUAGAGACGCGAGUUUCGACUCAGAGGCCGAUUCGUUCCGCACGAGGAGCUAUGAGCAACAACGAGAAGAGCUUCGCAACUCAAAUCCGCAAGGCAUCACCUCGACUCGGACCGGAGUAGAUGUGGAGAAAGCAGAGCAGGACUUUGAGGAGCUCAACCGACAGUUCUCAAGUAUCUCCCACCAAGCUCGCCGACUAUCCAAGCAAGCAUCUCGAGCCUCGAAGCCUGCGGUUACCACCGAGGAUGUCGAAAAGGCGGGAAGCGCGGCCGACUCAGAGGAGCCUUGGGAUUUAGAGACUACACUGAGAGGCAAUCGAGCGGCGGAGCAAGAGGCAGGCAUCAGGGACAAGCACAUCGGCGUCAUUUGGAAUAACUUGUCUGUCCGAGGAGUGGGUGGAGUCAAGACAUUCAUAAAAACAUUUCCAGAUGCCGUGAUCGACUUCUUCAACGUUCCCGAGACAAUCAUGCACACUUUGGGCUAUGGCAAGAAAGGAAAAGAGUUCAAUAUCUUGGAAGGAUUUCGGGGCCUCACCCGCCCUGGCGAAAUGGUUCUAGUUCUUGGACGUCCAGGUUCUGGCUGCACUACGUUCCUGAAAGUGAUUGCAAACCAACGAUUUGGAUAUACAGGCAUUGACGGAGAAGUUCUAUACGGCCCUUUCGGAUCGGAGACAUUUGCCAAACGAUUCCGUGGGGAGGCUGUGUACAACCAGGAAGAUGAUAUUCAUCAACCGACCUUGACCGUCAAACAGACCCUCGGGUUUGCCCUCGAUACUAAAACGCCCGGGAAACGGCCCUUCGGCGUAUCCAAGGCUGAAUUCAAGGAUAAAGUGACCAGCAUGCUGCUGCGAAUGUUCAAUAUCGAGCAUACGGCUAAUACCGUCAUUGGCAACCAGUUCAUUCGUGGUGUGAGUGGUGGCGAGAGAAAGCGCGUCAGCAUAGCUGAGACGAUGGUUACUGCCGCGACCGUGCUGGCAUGGGAUAAUAGUACCCGGGGCUUAGAUGCCUCGACGGCCCUUGACUUUGCCAAAUCUCUGCGUAUCCUGACCAACAUUUACAAAACCACCACGUUCGUUUCACUCUACCAAGCCUCCGAGAACAUCUAUAAGCAGUUCGACAAGGUCCUGGUGAUCGACAACGGAAGACAGGUCUUCUUUGGUCCCACCACUGAAGCGAGGUCUUAUUUUGAAGGACUGGGCUUCCGAGAGAAGCCUCGACAAACGACUCCAGACUACCUGACCGGCUGUACUGAUCCCUUCGAGCGGGAGUUCAAAGAUGGAAGAAACGCGGAAAAUGUUCCAUCCACGCCGAAGGCCCUGGUCGAAGCAUUUGAACUAUCAGCCUACAGCAAGAGGCUGGACGAAGAGAUGCAAGCAUACCGAACCCAGAUCCAGCAACAAAAGCAGGUCUAUGAUGACUUUGAAAUCGCCAACCAAGAAGCCAAACGAAAAUUCACCCCCAAGUCUUCCGUUUACUCCAUUCCUUUCCAUCUGCAGAUAUGGGCACUGAUGCAGCGACAAUUUUUGAUCAAAUGGCAAGACAAGUUUGCUUUGACAGUCUCCUGGAUCACCUCCACGGGAAUCGCUAUCAUCUUGGGAACUGUAUGGCUGAAGCAGCCAGAUACCAGUGCAGGAGCAUUUACUCGCGGUGGCCUCCUCUUCAUCAGCAUGCUGUUCAACGGAUUCCAAGCCUUUUCCGAACUAGCAUCGACCAUGAUGGGUCGAUCAAUUGUCAACAAACAUCGAUCAUUCACCUUUUACAGACCUAGCGCGCUCUUCAUUGCCCAGAUUUUAGUGGAUACCACCUUCGCCAUCGCGCGGAUUCUAGUCUUCAGCAUCAUAGUCUACUUCAUGUGUGGCUUGGUCCUUGAUGCUGGAGCAUUCUUCACCUUCGUUCUGAUCAUCCUUACUGGGUAUGUCUGCAUGACCGUUUUGUUUCGAACAAUCGGAUGCUUCUGCCCAGACUUUGAUUAUGCCAUGAAAUUUGCAGCCGUCGUCAUCACCCUUUUCGUUCUGACAUCUGGCUACUUAAUUCAAUGGUCUGGCUCCCAGGUGUGGCUCAGAUGGAUUUAUUACAUCAACCCGUUUGGCCUUGGAUUUGCAUCAUUGAUGGUCAAUGAGUUCAGUCGUCUGACAAUGACUUGUACACAAGACUCCUUGGUGCCUAGUGGUCCUGGCUACGGCGAUAUUGCACACCAGGCAUGCACUCUGGCCGGAGGAGAGCCAGGGUCAGACAUUAUUCCUGGGUCCAGCUAUCUUGCCACCACAUUCAGUUAUCACAAACCAGAUCUCUGGAGAAACUUUGGAAUCAUGCUUGCACUCAUUGCCGGCUUCCUCACGACCAACUUGUAUUUUGGUGAAACCCUGCAAUUCAACGCCGGAGGCAAGACAAUCACAUUUUUCGAAAAGGAAAAUAAUGAGCGGAAGGAACUAAACAAACUGCUCGAGACUAAGAAGGCCAAUCGUCAAUCCAAGACGGUGGAUGCGGGCGCCAAACUCAAGAUCUCGUCGAAAUCUAUCUUCACUUGGGAAGACGUUUCGUAUGAAGUUCCGGUGCCAUCGGGCACCCGACGACUGCUGAAUUCUGUCUAUGGAUAUGUUCAGCCUGGCAAAUUGACCGCAUUGAUGGGUGCAUCUGGUGCAGGGAAGACAACACUGCUGGAUGUUCUGGCUGCCCGAAAGAAUAUCGGUGUGAUCACUGGUGAUAUCCUCGUCGAUGGAUCUGCCCCAGCAACCUCUUUCCAGCGAAGUACUUCGUAUGCCGAGCAACUGGAUGUCCACGAAGGAAUGGCCACUGUGCGCGAAGCACUUCGCUUCUCAGCCGACUUGCGCCAGCCCUUCGAGACCCCCAAAUCGGAAAAGUAUGAGUACGUUGAAGAGAUCAUCAGUCUUCUUGAGCUCGAAAACCUGGCCGACGCGAUCAUCGGUACCCCUGAAACCGGACUUUCCGUCGAAGAAAGAAAGCGCGUUACGAUUGGUGUGGAGCUGGCAGCAAAGCCCGAACUGCUCCUGUUCCUGGACGAGCCCACAUCUGGCCUGGACAGUCAAUCUGCUUGGAACAUAGUUCGCUUCCUCAAGAAGCUCUCGAAGGCCGGUCAAGCUAUCCUCUGUACGAUUCACCAGCCGAACUCAGCUCUGUUUGAAAACUUUGAUCGACUUUUACUGCUCCAAAAGGGAGGUGAAUGCGUCUACUUUGGCGAAAUUGGCCCCGAUUCAGAUGUUCUCCUGGAGUACUUCCGUCGCAAUGGUGCAGAUUGCCCUGCUGAUGCGAAUCCGGCGGAGUGGAUGCUUGAUGCUAUUGGUGCAGGUCAAACACGCCGGCUUGGCGAUCGCGACUGGGGCGAAAUCUGGCGGACCUCGCCUGAGCUGGAAGUGCUGAAGAAGGAUAUUAUGGAAAUCAAAACCAGUCGCGCGCAGGCAUCUCAUCAGGAGGGGACUCAAAGCGACGCCAUCAUUGAGAAGGAAUAUGCGUCGCCGCUUUGGCAUCAGAUCAAGGUUGUCGGUCGUCGAACUCAUUUAUCCUUCUGGCGGUCCCGAAACUACGGCUUCACUCGCCUGUUCACCCACGUUGUCAUCGCACUCAUAACUGGCUUAGCGUUCUUACAACUUGACGAUUCUCGCUCCUCGCUUCAAUACCGCAUUUUCGUCAUCUUCAAUGUAACCGUACUUCCUGCCAUCAUUCUCCAGCAAGUCGAGCCAAAGUACGAUCUCUCUCGAUUGAUCUUCUAUCGCGAAUCUGCCUCGAAGACUUACAGCCAAUUCGCUUUCGCCCUCUCGCUUGUCCUGGCGGAGCUUCCUUACAGUAUUCUAUGUGCCGUCUGCUUCUUCCUACCCCUCUACUAUUUACCAGGCUUCCAGACUGAGAGUAGUCGCGCCGGGUACCAGUUCUUCAUGGUCUUGAUUACUGAGAUCUUUGCUGUGACUCUGGGCCAGAUGAUAUCGGCCUUGACGCCAAACAGCUUCAUUGCAUCACAGCUCAACCCGCCUAUCGUGAUCAUCUUCUCGCUUUUCUGUGGUGUCGCUAUUCCAAAGCCGCAGAUGCCCGGGUUCUGGCGCGCCUGGCUCUACCAGCUUGACCCUUUCACUCGGUUGAUCGGCGGAAUGGUCGUCACGGAGCUUCACGGGCGAGAUGUUUCCUGCGCCGAAGUGGAGCUCAAUAGCUUCACUGCUCCCAACGGUGAGACCUGUGGACAAUAUAUGCAAUCUUUCUUCAACCGCGGCGGAGCCGGGUAUCUUGUUGAGAAUGCCACCCAGACUUGUCAAUACUGUGCUUACAAGGUCGGAGAUCAAUUCUACGCGACAUUCAGCAUGGACUUUGAAAACCGCUGGCGAGAUCUGGGUAUCUUCAUUGCGUACGUCGGGUCUAACCUGAUCAUUUUGUUUUUGGCAUCGCGUUACUUCAACUUCAAUCGGAGAUAG
Molecule: messenger RNA, 4440 nt
Organism: Penicillium argentinense
Lineage: Eukaryota; Fungi; Ascomycota; Eurotiomycetes; Eurotiales; Aspergillaceae
Product: putative ABC transporter
Exons: 3
Coding region: 1-4440 (1479 amino acids)
Biological process (GO): transmembrane transport
Cellular component (GO): membrane
Molecular function (GO): ATP hydrolysis activity; ATP binding; ABC-type transporter activity
Source: RefSeq, a predicted model, not a curated record